This is a messenger RNA of Ostertagia ostertagi, 366 nucleotides long. The record is from the annotation of a GenBank genome assembly. Lineage: Eukaryota; Metazoa; Nematoda; Chromadorea; Rhabditida; Trichostrongylidae.
AUGGAGGAGUCUAAACAUCAGUUGAUCAAACGGAACUCCAAACCAUCUUUCAAAAUCAAAUUCGAAUCCAAAUUCUUCUGUAAUAUUUCCAACGCAAAUCCUUAUUCUAUUUCCAGCUGCGCUGAAAAGGAGGCAUCCGAUCUUGGAGCAUCGCUUCAGGAACUGCUCGACGAACAAUCCCUUCAUCGCAACAUGAUUGCAAAGAAAUUUCACGAGAAACGAAGUGCAGACGAGUUGCCACCCCGACGCAAGCGCUCCAUUCGACAACAUCCAACAGUUCAUCUUCAAAAAUCAAACAAGAACCCGUAUCUGCAGGGUGAAGUGCUGAAGACGGUUUCGAAGAAGGACGGCAGAAACGUUUGGUAG